This is a messenger RNA of Leguminivora glycinivorella, 2977 nucleotides long. RefSeq names its product leucine-zipper-like transcriptional regulator 1. Gene Ontology annotation, molecular function: protein binding. NCBI's taxonomy places the organism in Eukaryota, Metazoa, Arthropoda, Insecta, Lepidoptera, Tortricidae. The record is from RefSeq and is a predicted model, not a curated record. Bases 96 to 2483 code for a protein of 795 amino acids. The transcript has 16 exons. Gene Ontology annotation, cellular component: Golgi apparatus.
ACACACGGAUUCAUUGAAAAUUUGUUUGUUUGUAUCACGGUUAUUGUUUAGUGAUAGUUUUUCUUGAAUACGGUUUGAAAAGAAAGGCCGCCUGAAUGCAGAGCCGGGAGAAGAUGAUAACGGAGCAGCUGCGGAAUCCGAAUGAGCUAGACAUCAGCCUUCGGAUGGAGUUUGGUCCGUUUGAGACAGUGCACAAAUGGAAGAAGUUGUCGGAGUGCUAUGAAUUUGUUGGAGCCAAACGGAGCAAACACACAGCGGUAGCCUACAAAGAUGCAAUAUAUGUAUUCGGUGGCGACAAUGGCAAGUUCAUGCUCAACGACCUGGUCAGGUUCGACAUCUGGGAGAUGUCCUGGACCAAAGUGGGCUUCCAGGGCACCCCGCCGGCUCCGAGAUACCACCAUUCUGCUGUUGUGCAUCGCUCCUCUAUGUUUGUCUUUGGCGGUUACACGGGCGACAUACUGGCCAACUCAAACCUAACCAAUAAGAAUGAUCUCUUCGAAUUCAAAUUCUCCAGCGCGCAAUGGGUGCAGUGGAAGUUCCAGGGACAAGAGCCAGUGCCACGGUCAGCGCACGGCGCGGCAGUAUACGACGACAAACUAUGGAUUUUCGCAGGGUACGACGGCAACGCGCGGCUCAACGAUAUGUGGACCAUCAAUUUAGUGGGUGACAACCAUCAAUGGGAGCGCGUGGAACAGAAAGGUCAAUGCCCUCCCACCUGCUGCAACUUCCCUGUGGCAGUAGCAAGAGGCAAAAUGUUCGUGUUCAGCGGACAGAGCGGCGCUAAGAUCACCAACGCACUGUUUCAAUUCGACUUCGAGACUCACACAUGGAGUCGAGUAUGUACAGAGCACUUGCUCCGUUGCGCGGGCCCCGCACCGGCGCGCCGCUACGGUCACGUAAUGGUGUCACAUGGAAGACAUCUCUACGUGUUUGGUGGCGCCGCAGACAGCACUCUACCUAGCGACUUGCAUAGCUUCGACCUGGAUACACAGAUGUGGUCUGUAGUACACCCGGCACACGACUCGCAAGUCCCGGUCGGGCGACUUUUCCACGCGGGCGCCGUGGUAGGCGAUGCACUGUACGUUUUUGGAGGUACCGUCGACAACAACGUGCGAAGCGGCGAGCUCUUCUGCUUCCAGCUGUCAGACUACCCCCGCUGCACGCUCCACGACGAUUUCGGUCGCAUCCUAAAGUCCCAGCAGUUCUGUGACGUGGUCGUCCUAGUGGGGGUUGAAGAGAGCUGUGUGUUAGCUCACCAAGCCCUGUUAGCGGCUAGAUCUACUUAUCUACGUGCCAGGAUACAGGAAUCGCGCGAAGAACUAUCUCGGCGUAUAGACGAAGGCCUAGAAAAACCUCUAGAAGUAUACGACUACAAAGCUAAACCACGUCUCACACUGAAGUUACCUGAAGCCACACCACAAGCGUUUGAUAUGGUGCUCAACUUUAUAUACACGGACCGGAUCGAUCCUAGCGAAAAAUACGAGGACCCCGAAAAGCCCUCCACAAUCUUACAAGUAAUGGAAGUCCUUCGCCUGGCACUGCGCCUGAACAUUCCUCGCCUACGCGGACUUUGCGCCCGAUUCCUUAAAGCCAACCUGUGCUACAGCAAUGUGUUGCCAGCUCUCCAUUCAGCUCAUCACGCUCAGUUGCAUUCCGUCAAGGAAUACUGCCUCAGGUUUCUAGUCAAAGAUUACAACUUCACACAGAUAGUUAUGUCGCCGGAAUUUGAAACAAUGGAAAAGAGUCUAAUGGUAGAAAUGAUCCGUCGUCGGCACCGGCCGCAAGCCAAACCACCAGCGCCGCAAGAAAGUGACGAAGAUAUUAUAGGAACCACCCUAGAACAGGACAUGUGCGUAUUCGUCGGCGGCGCGGGGGCGUCGCUAAGUGACGUCCGUCUCCGCGUGGGCGGUGCCUCGCGCCCCGCGCACCGCUCCAUCCUCGCCGCGCGUGCCGCCUACUUCGAGGCCAUGUUCCGCUCCUUCUGCCCCACCGACAACAAUGUCAACAUUCAAAUUUGCGACACGGUGCCUUCGGAAGAAGCUUUCGAUUCGCUGCUGCGCUAUAUUUACUACGGAGACACCAACAUGCCUACUGAAGAUUCACUUUACUUGUUCCAAGCGCCGAUUUAUUAUGGUUUCACGAAUAACCGCCUCCAAGUAUUUUGCAAACACAAUCUACAAAGCAAUGUCACCCCUGACAAUGUGCUAGCGAUAUUGCAAGCGGCCGACCGAAUGCGAGCCGCCGACAUCAAGGAAUAUGCUCUGAAAAUGAUCGUACACAACUUCUAUCAGCUGGCGCACCAAGAGUCCAUAAAGACCCUCCCACAACCCCUUCUCGUCGACAUCGUGGUGGCACUCGCCACCGCGCGCCGCGCCGACUCUCCCCUCCCCCCGCAGCCAAGGUCGCUACCCUCGUCGAGCUCCGCUGACACGUUGGCUGAUGACGACCAUAGGCGGAAACCGGAUCAUCCCAACUACUGGUAGAAUUAUAGACCCAAGGAGGAAACAGAACCACGCUAAAUUAUUGGAAGAUUUAUUUAGGCCGACUCAUAGACAUUCAUGGAGUUAACAGUUGUGCUCGCUUCACUCGUCGUCAUCACACUAGCUGACAGCGAUUACGAAAAAAACCGAUCAUCCCAACUACUGGUAGUUUUAGGUAAGCUAAAGAUAUCCUUAGACAUGUGUAGAGUAGUCAUCUGCCACCGGGCUAUCCCACCUAGUCUGGUUAGCAUAAUUCAGACAUCGUGGUAGCGCUCCCCACCGCGCGCCACCCCGGAUCAUCUCCACUUCUGGUAGAUUUAAGCCAACUCUGAACCGUCUCAGACUGAGACUACUGGUCGAUUGAGGCCCAAAAAUGUUAGACAUCCAUUGAGUUUACAGAUGAGCUUCCUUCACUAGUCAAGUCUCAUCAUACACCGUGUUUCCGGUAUCACUCAAAUCCUCAGACACCCCAACUGAUUUAUAUUUUUCUAAACGUA